GGGAGGCGCCCAAAAGCUGAAGUACAUUUCAGUCACACCCACUGCUACACUAAACCACUCCCUGCCCCCAGACCAAAAACAAAAAGGCUUAGCUCGUAACAUAGGCCUGCCUAAAUGUACCUGCACUGGCAGCUUACACCAAAAACCUCACAUCUAGCACCUACCUAUGGUAGAGGGUGCUACACUUAAAUAACAGCAACUACUGUAUAAUAAUUGCAAACAGUUUGCUAAUUUGAAGGGUACAAUUUAUGUAAAUGGGUUGCCAAGGGUUACAAUAUUUGGAAUUGGGUUACCAUGGGUUAUGCAUGUGAAAAUAAAAGGGUGGGCUUAGAACAGAACCACUGUUCUAAACUGUCUUAUCAUUUAAAAUAUACAUGCAGGUCUACCAGAUUGAUUGUCUGUGUUCCCUCUGUGGUGAGACUGUAUGAGUCUUUGUACCAUUUAAUACUGUAUUUCUCUGUAUAAAGAUUUCCCUGUAUAUGGCCAUCUUCAGAGAUACAGAUGGUUUGUGUCAAACACUGCGUGAUCUGGAAUAUAUACGUAUGCUAAAUACACCAGCACUAAAAUUACCUGUCAGCGCGACCAAAGCUUUCUAACAAUAAUGAGAAAACAGAAGAAUGCAGGCUCAGAUGGAGGAUUGCCUGUAAUGAGCAGCAACUCCAUCCUUCCUCCCUGCCUGCAGACUCCUCCCUGGAUCUGCUCACUCUUCCAAUCCCUUGUCCCCAUGCCUGGCUCUCUAUACCACCUAACAUUCUGUUCUGUCUCAUUCCUUCUGUCUGCAGCUGAUAUUUUCUCAUUAUAAGUCUUUUCUCUCAUUUUCUGUCAUUUAACUGCUGUACCACUGAUCUUCCUGACAUUUUCUUCUUCUUUUUAAAUCCCCACUUCAUUUUUUUUUCAUUGCUGCAUACAGAUCUAGCAGACAAUUUCAAUACCAUUACCUUAGUUACCCUCUGUCUCCCCUCCAUCUCCAUCCUCUCUCAGUGCCAGGCUGUGCCACAGCUACUGCAGUAUGGAGGAUGUGGAUGGUCAGAGUACAGGCAGAGCCCAGCAGAUAACAGGAUCCAAUCCAGGUUCAGGAGGACCUGGUCGCUGGCUCCCACAGCCUCUUACCAGAAGAAACCAUUCUUAUCCAAGAGAACUACUGAAUGGUGGGUACUCAGAGGAUGAGGAGCCACCUGACCUUGAGUCAGAAUCUGGAGAUGUGCCAAGCAGUUCAGAAAGUGGUCCAAACAGCAUGCUCCUUGAGAGCCAAGAUUUGAGGACGCAGAUUAUCCAGCUGUUGACAGAGCUGGAAGAGACCCGGGAGCUGGCACUGAAACAUGAAGACAGCUUUCUUGAGAUGCAAGGUAUCCUGGAAGAGGAGAGGUUGGCCAGUGCUCAGCAAGCUGAGAUUUUCACUAAGCAAAUUCAGAGGCUCCAGGCUCAGUUGCGUUCAGUACAGGAGGAGGUGGACAGCUUGGAACAUGAGAAGGACUGCGAACUGCUGGAGGUGUCCCAAGAGUUACGCUGUGCACAGGAGGAGAUCAUGUCUCUGCGUCAGUCAGCAGAGGAGGCAGCAGCUGAGCGUGAGAGUGACAUUGCCUCAUUGCAAGAGGAGUUGUGUAGACUACGAGCAGAGCUACAUGAGCUUCAGGAGACAAGGCAGGAGUACGAGAUGGAGAUAACCACCUUAAGAGCAGAGAUCAGCAUGAAGAGCUGUAGUGUGCAUGCAGGACAGGAACCUGCAACGCUGCAAGGAGAGCUGCAGUUCCUGCGGGACCAGUGCCAACAUCUCCAGAUGGAGCGCAGUAUCCUGCAGGAGAGUAACAGCCAGCUGAAGAGUCAUCUUCUGCUGCUGGGAGAAGAGAGAGAAGGAGAUGCAGAUCAAGGCAAUGCAUUAAGUGAAUCUCAGCCAGAACAAGAAGAAGAAAAUAACCUGAAGGAAGAAAACCCAACACAAUAUGAUUCUGAAAGCACCAUUGCCCUCAGCUUGCCUAUUGAGAGAAAUACAGUGACAGAUGUUGAGAAGCAGAAGCUGACCCGGGAGGAGGAGAGGCAAAAACUGCACAUCCAGCUCCAAAGUGCAGAACAAAAAGUGCAGAUAGCACAGGCUGAGUGUGCUGGUCUCCUAAGUGAGAUUGAGGAGCUACAGCAACGCCAUCAGAUCAGCCAAGAGGAUCAGGAGAAGUUACAAGAGGAACUGAGAUUGUGCAGAGAGGAGAUUCAUAGGCUGAAGGAAAGCGGCUUGCAGGCUGCUCUGUGGAAUCCCCUCUUCCUCCUUGCAGUGGCUGCAGCGGUUGUCUUACUAUGUCCGAGUCUAAGGAGAGGCCCCGACUGAGUCUGGACAGCGACAAUACAGCACAGCAACAUUUCUACAUAGACCAACAGUAGCGCACCUCAUCUAUUUGGUGUCAUGCUUUGUCACACGUUUACUAUGCUAUCAAUGCAGCAAGUCACUGCACUUUGCAUCUACAUCACUCUAAAAUUCAGUUAGAUACCUAACCUAAAUACAACAUGGCAAUCUCAGCCUACACAACACAGCAUAAUGGGUGAAAGUCGCCCAGCAUAGUGUUUCUUUUUAAUUUUGUCCAUGAUUUCUGAGUAAUAUAACACUAAUUCAUUCAUAGAAAAAUCUGAUACAGCGAACAGUAUUGUUAGGAACCGUUACAUAACAUAACCAUUGAAUAACUAGCAAAAACAAAUUGUAUACAAAUUCUAUAGAGCUAAUGCAUUUGUAUUUGUAGCAAUUUAGUGGAUACCUGCAUAAUUUCUGAAGUAUCAUCAUUCAGUCCAUUAUAAUCAUAUUCCUUCUAUUUAAAAGGCAGUAACUGGUAUGUGUUUUACACCCCUACUUACCCCUAUCUGUCUAGGUUCUAAGGUGCCUCUCUGUCAGACCCCCAUGUAGAACAGUGUCUACAAGAACUGCUAAUUCAUAGUGCUGAAAGACACAAAUGUAUGAGUUGCUAUGAGCAGAGCACUUAUUUCCUUUAGACAAUUUUAUAGACGAGGGACAAUGUCACCGCGUUCUGUGGCAGCCUGCAUGUUCCCCAGGGCUCUCAGUCCUAGAGACCUACAGAUCGAAUAUUUUUUUUUUUAGUAUCUUAUCUUACUGUUCUUGGAAUGUUUGAAUUAAUUUACCUGCAUAGUUAUAUGGUUUGUGUUAUAAUACACUCAUGUGUCGAGUGCUAGAGGUGCUAAGCUAGUAUUUGUUAUAGUCUUUUAUAUGGUCAUCUACUGCGAUAGUUUGAUAUAUGAACUUUUUAUUUAUAGAGAUAGCAACUGAAUUACCAUUUUUUGUUUGGGCAAUAUGGGUGCUAAACUUUACCUGUCUUUGACUGUAAACCUGAUUCUUCAGAUUAUCAACUACUUUUAUAGUAAGAUAUAACACUUUUCUUUCUUUUUUAAGAUUAAGAUUAUUGGUGCAGGUUCACAAUAUACCAUCAUAUAGAGGAAAACAUCCACGGAGUCGUUUAUAUAACAGAAAAGCCAUGUAAGACUUAGUAUAGCUGCUAUUAACACACACAUAGAAAAUGCUUUUUUAGUUAUUAUGAAUUUUACCUUGAUACAUUGAUGGAUUUAUAAUCAUUUAGGGCCCACCUCCAGCCAAAAUAUUUUUUUGUUUUGGUUAGAGUGUUGAAGGGUUUAAGCAUAUACCAUUUUUUCUAUUGUUACUACACAAUGGAUAAUACUUUAUUGAAGAUGUGCUGGCUCAACUUAAGACAUUAUCAAGUAUUUUUUAAAUAUUAUUAUUAUUGCUAUUAUUAUAAUACAGGAUUUAUAUAGACCCAACCGUUUGCACAGCUCUUUAUAAAAUAAAGGGAGACAGUACAGUUAGAUUUCAAUUAGAAACAAUAGGGUUAGGAGAUCUUGGCUCAUUAAAGCCUACAAUCUUAAAGGGAGGGGCAAGUGGUACAAAACGUAAUAACUGAGGGAUGAGUUAAUGGAGAAAGUACAGUUUCCAGGUUGAAGUGGGAUAGGCUUCCCUGAAGAGAUGAGUUUUUAGAGAUUGCCUAAAAAGCAGACAGAGUAGGAGAUUGGGGUUGAGAGUUCCACAGGAAGGGAGCAUUUCUAAAGAAACCCUAGAGUCAUGCAUAGAGGAGUUGACAAGGGAGGUAGAGAGUGGGAGGAGCAGAGAGGACGGUUUGGGUUAUAUUUUACAAAAGGUUGGUGAUCCAACUUGAGACAGGUUUGUAGUGGCUUUGAAUUACAUUUAGAAUUGGCAAAGAGAGUCAAUGGCCACAGGACAGUUGGUAAGGUGGAUAAGUCUGGUGGCAGAAUUCAUGAUAGACUGAAUUGAGGAUAGUAUGUGUAAAGGUAGGCCAACAUGGAGGAAGUUGCAAAGGUUGACUAGAGAGAUGACAGUAGAGUGAAUUGGUAACUUUGUGUUGCCAAUUGUUAGGAAGGAGCACAUUUUGGAAAUGUUACAGUGGUGAAGGCAGCAAUAUUUGGACAAUGAUAGGAUGUGGGGCCGGAUGGAGAGGUUAGAGUCCAGGAUUACACCUAGUACACCUACGUGAGAGGAGGAACUCAUAUUUGUGCUAUUGAUCUGGGUGGAAAAGUCCGAGUAGGGGACAUGGGUGAAAGAGGAAGUGGUGUGACAUCCAUACUGAUAUGUCAGUUAGUAAAUUUGCGAUGCAUAAAGAGACUGAAGGGGUGAGCUGAAGAGUAAACCAAAUAGAUCUGGGUGUUGUCAGAAUGAAAAUCAUAUGAGAAUCCAUGUGAGGUUAUCAACUGACCCACAGAGUAGGUGCAGAUAGAGAUCAGGACUCAGGAGGGGUCUGAGGACAAAUCCUUAGAGGACCCCUACAGAAAGAGGAGGAACAGAGGAGGAGAUAGUGUUGUAGGUAACAUUGAAGCUACAUUGGGAUAGGUAAGAGGAGAAUCAGAAAAGAGCAGAGUCUUGAGGCCAAGGGAGAAACGUUUUUUGAGAAGUGGGUGGUCAACUGUAUGAAAGGCAGCAGAAAGGUCUAAAGCUGGCUCACUGAUCGAAAUUCAGCUGGUUCAACUGAUCGACUUCUGUCAAAGGGACAUGCUGGAAAAUGUUUCUCGAUCAGUGGCUGUCAGCGGGUCCUGGUUUCAGAAUACAAUGUCCUGGCAGAGAGGAUUCCUCCAUCUACCUUGUAAGUGUGGAUGAAGGAAUCCGCUGGCUGAAUAAAAAAAAAAAAAAGUAAGAACUUAACUGGCCAGCUUAAGAGUUUGAGUACAGAGUAGCUGUUGUCAGUGAGGCGCUAUACUAGAAAUUUGGAGGUAAAUGGGAGCAAAGAGAUUGGCCUUAAGUUGUUCAGACAUGUGGGGUCCAACAAGUAAUGUUUUUAAAGUACGGGGAGACCAAAGCAUGUUUAAGAAACCAAAAAAUUGACACAGCUUCAAAAGCAAUCAAAGUACAAACCCUUAUUGUUACUCCAAAAUAUAUACAUCUCUAAUCUAUAAAAAAUAUAUAUAUAUAUUUUUUCUUUUUUGUAUAUUCUUUAUUUAAGUAAGGAAUUAAUGUUUGACAAUAAAAUACAUACAGUAUAUGAAUACAAUGUACACAGUAUCAGUAAAUGGAAAACAUAUGAAUAAAUAAUAAACAAUAUAGGUCAAAUGUCACAAAUAAUAAAUAAAA
Molecule: messenger RNA, 5584 nt
Organism: Rana temporaria (common frog)
Lineage: Eukaryota; Metazoa; Chordata; Amphibia; Anura; Ranidae
Gene: CCDC136
Product: coiled-coil domain containing 136
Exons: 9
Coding region: 1010-2317 (435 amino acids)
Biological process (GO): single fertilization; acrosome assembly
Cellular component (GO): acrosomal membrane
Source: RefSeq, a predicted model, not a curated record